AUGCCUAGUUGGAACACUUAUGAGGCUCUCUUUCUUGUUUUUCGAGGAGCUCAUCUUGUGAGGCUCGUGAUACUGCUGGUUACAGAAAAGGAGCCUAAUUUAUUCACAUUUGAUCUGUAUCAUCAACCGACUCUUACUGUUUACGAACUCCUCUACCUGCCACUGACUGCCUGCCUCGUGAACAUGCUAACGUGCUGCGGAUGUAGUGAGUUUUACCCUUAUUCGUUUUCUUUUUAUUUGAUUUGCACUUAUGAUCUGCUUUCUUGUAUACUUUUAUUUAUAUGGACUUCUGCGAUUUUGUCAACGAAGAAUACCCUUUUUUAA
Haemonchus placei is the source of this 324-nucleotide messenger RNA. The record is from the annotation of a GenBank genome assembly. Lineage: Eukaryota; Metazoa; Nematoda; Chromadorea; Rhabditida; Trichostrongylidae.